Momordica charantia (bitter melon) is the source of this 2060-nucleotide messenger RNA. RefSeq names its product TRICHOME BIREFRINGENCE-LIKE 7 (gene TBL7). The record is from RefSeq and is a predicted model, not a curated record. NCBI's taxonomy places the organism in Eukaryota, Viridiplantae, Streptophyta, Magnoliopsida, Cucurbitales, Cucurbitaceae. Gene Ontology annotation, cellular component: Golgi apparatus. Gene Ontology annotation, molecular function: O-acetyltransferase activity.
CUUUCGAUCUUCUUCCAUUUCCAAAUACCGACAUUUCCAUUCUGGAAGUUUCCCAAAUCUUCCCAUUUUCCUCCUCUCCGCCAAGAUCCUUCAACGGAAUCUGAAGGUAAAUUUUCUCUGCCUCUGCAACUUCCAACACAACUCCCCCGCUGCAUGAUUUCCUUUUUCUUCCGAUUCAAAUUGGCGAAAAUCCGCCGGUUUCUGCAUUUGGGGUUCCAUUUUUUUCCCACUUAUGAAGAAACCCUCAUUUCGCACUUCGACUAUUUCCUUUAAUGCGUUAUGGAACAGUUAGAUGGUAGCUUUGUGCUUAGAUUUUACGCUGGUUCUAGGCUAGGACUCGAUCAAUGUUAGUUUGGAAGGAAAUUUUCUGAAUCUUUAAGCACGAUGGUUGAGAUGAUGAGUAAUUUGAGUAGAACUAUGUCGUUUAAUCGGAGUGCUUCAUUCAGUAGGAGGGGUUUAAGUUCUGCAAGCCCGAGGAGUCGUGUGGGGUGGAUCAUUCGCUGGUAUCAUGUGUUCGUAGUCAUUGGAUUUCUGGUUUCAUCUCUUGUAGUGAUUACUGCUGCUUAUCUUCAUGUGCUCCCAAGUUUUGCUCUGUCUUCUCAUGAUAAUGGUGUUCGGAAAUCGAAUUAUUCGAUGAACGGGAGCUGCAAUGUGUAUGAAGGAAGCUGGAUUUUGGAUGAUAGUUAUCCGCUUUACAAUGCUACAGAAUGCCCUUUUGCUGAGAAAGGAUUUGAUUGCUUAGGUAAUGGUAGGGUGGAUCAGAACUAUCUGAAAUGGAGGUGGAAACCCGUGGAUUGUGAUGUCCCGAAGCUUGAUGUGCGGAAUGUACUGGAAAUGCUGCGGAGCAAAAGGAUUGUUUUCGUUGGAGAUUCGAUGAGUAGAACGCAGUGGGAAUCAUUGAUUUGCUUGCUUAUGAGUGGGGUUGCGGAUAAAAGGACUGUUUAUGAAAUGAAUGGGAAUAAGAUUACAAAACGGAUUAGGUACUUAGGCGUUCGGUUUAGUUCGUUUAACUUCACUGUUGAGUUCUUCCGCUCGGUUUUCCUUGUGCAACAGGGUCAGAUGCCAAAACAUGCACCUAAGAGAGUGAGCUCAGCCCUUAAAUUGGAUGAGAUUGAUAGUAUUAGCAGCCGGUGGAUAGAUUCAGAUGUUUUGGUGUUCAACACUGGACACUGGUGGGUGCCCGGGAAGUUAUUCGAAUCUGGUUGCUAUUUUCAGGUUGGAAAUUCUCUAAAACUUGGAAUGUCAAUUCCCACAGCUUUUGAAGUAGCUGUUCGCACAUGGGCAUCCUGGAUUGAGAAAAAUAUCAACACAAACAGAACCCGUGUUUUCUUUCGCACUUUCGAGCCAUCACAUUGGAAGGACCACACUUUCAAAUAUUGCACUGUUACCGAUCAACCUGUGACUGAAGCCAAUGGAAGGGACAGAAGCAUAUUUUCCGACACCAUAUUAGAGGUGGCAAAGAAUAUGAAAGCUCCCAUUAAUGUUUUACGCAUAACUUCCAUGUCUGCUUUCCGAAGCGAUGCACAUGUCGGUAAAUGGAGCGCUAAUCCAUCUGUUCCGGAUUGCAGUCAUUGGUGUCUACCCGGAGUGCCUGAUGUGUGGAAUGAAAUUUUGCUCUCCUACCUGCUUUAUGAAUAUAAUUUUCCAUCCAAAUGACCAAAACAUAUACAAAGUGGAUUAACAAGAAUUUGCUAACAUCUGAGAAAAGCUUAUGCCGAGGAUGGAGCGACGUGAAUUUAUUAACGUCGGAGAGUAAGCCAUCCUUCAGUGACAAAGAAUGGUAAUAUCGAGUCUGGCUUGUUGCGUAUCCUCUUCCUCGGCCGUGUUGUUUCUUGAAUUCUUUGAACAUCAUUCUUUUAUUUUCAAGGGAAAUGAAAGUGCAUUGAGAGUUACAGGAAGUUGUUUCUUUCUUGCCCCUUACUUUUCAUCCAUUCUUUGGGAGAGGCCAAAUUAUGGCCUUGAUGUGUGUAUCAGUAUCUAUUGUCCUUGUAUUAAUCAUGAGUUUUUUUAAAGGAUAAACACCAGUGUUGAACAUAAAUAGCAAAGAUUAUUCUACUUCA